CUUGGUUUAUGUUUGUUAUGUUGGCUACAUUUAAACUUGACAUUUCUCAAUGUGUGUCACAAUCGUAUAAUUUUUCUAGAUAUCAAAGACAUUCGUUGUAGAAAAUGCCUUCGGUUGCUGUGCCAAAAAUAUCUCGAGAAGAUGCCCCAAUUGGCAUCAACGCUAUUCUAUUGGGCCCCCCAGGUUCGGGUAAAGGAACUCAAGCCCCCAAACUGAAAGAAAAGUAUUGUGUGUGUCACCUUUCAACUGGAGACAUGCUACGCGCUGAAAUCCAAUCUGGCUCAGUUCUAGGAGCCAAACUGAAAAAAGUCAUGGACGAAGGAAAACUCGUAAGCGACGAUCUUGUUGUUAACAUGAUUGAUAGCAACCUUGACAAACCUGAAUGCAAAAACGGAUUUUUGUUGGAUGGAUUUCCUAGAACCGUCGUGCAGGCUGAGAAGCUUGAUGAUUUAUUGGAGAAAAGGGACACAAGUCUAGACGCUGUGAUAGAAUUUGGUAUAGAUGACAGUUUACUGGUGCGCCGUAUUACUGGUAGAUUAAUCCAUCCAAAAAGUGGCCGUUCAUAUCACGAGGAAUUUCAUCCCCCUAAAAAACCCAUGACCGACGACGUUACUGGUGAGCCCCUUGUGAGACGCUCUGAUGACACUGCAGAAGCUUUGAAAAAGCGUCUUCAAGCGUAUCAUACACAAACCAGGCCUCUUGUCGAUUAUUACCAAAUUCGGGGAAUCCACCACCGUAUUGAUGCUUCUAAAGCUGCGUCCGAGGUAUUCAGUAAAAUCGACAGCAUUUUUAUGAGGGCACGCAAGUCGAGAAUCGGGUUGUAAUUUUUUCCCCAUUUUAUUCUAUUUAAUGCAUUUAUUAGUCACAUUUAUCAUGAAUAAUAUUAAUUUUGCGGGGACUUUAUGUUGUUAUUAGUAGAACUUUUGAAAAAUUAUACAGAUUGUUACUCUAAUAAAUGUUUUUAUUUUUGUCAUAUUAAGAGGGAUUAAAUUAAUUGAACGUGUGUUUAUA
Tribolium madens (black flour beetle) is the source of this 1011-nucleotide messenger RNA. RefSeq names its product adenylate kinase (gene Ak2). The transcript is spliced from 4 exons. Gene Ontology annotation, biological process: ADP biosynthetic process. Bases 105 to 824 code for a protein of 239 amino acids. NCBI's taxonomy places the organism in Eukaryota, Metazoa, Arthropoda, Insecta, Coleoptera, Tenebrionidae. Gene Ontology annotation, molecular function: AMP kinase activity; ATP binding. Gene Ontology annotation, cellular component: mitochondrion; cytoplasm. The record is from RefSeq and is a predicted model, not a curated record.